CAGGAAGGGGCGAGAUCUUCCGGCGCGUGGUGGAGUCCGGCGUGGUCGAGUAGCAGCAUGUUGCGCCGGGAAGCCCGCCAGCGGCGAGAAUAUCUUUACCGCAAAGCCCAGGAGGAAAAGCUUCGGGCGAUCCAGGAGAAGAAGGAAAAAAUUAAAAAAGCACUAGAUGAGAACUGCCUCAUCCCCACGGAAUUGCGGAGGGAGGCUCUGGGGCUCCAGAAGGCUCUUGAAUUUGAUGAUGAGGGUGGAGAAGGUGUGAAAAGCCACAUGGAUGACGAGUACCGCUGGGCGGGUGUGGAGGAUCCUCGCAUCAUGGUCACUACAUCCCGCGACCCCAGCUCCCGCCUCAAGAUGUUUGCCAAAGAGGUCAAGCUGGUCUUCCCUGGGGCCCAGCGUAUGAACCGAGGCCGACAUGAAGUGGGGGCCCUUGUCCGCGCCUGCAAAGCAAACGGGGUCACCGACCUGCUGGUGGUGCAUGAGCACAGAGGGGUCCCAGAUGGCCUCAUCAUCAGCCACUUGCCCUUUGGCCCCACUGCCUUUUUCACGCUCUGCAACGUGGUCAUGCGCCAUGACAUCCCAGACAUUGGCACCAUGUCAGAGGCACAUCCACACCUCAUCUUUCACAACUUCACUUCCCGUCUUGGGCAGCGGCUCACCAGCAUUCUCAAGUACCUGUUCCCAGUUCCCAAAGACGACAGCAAACGGGUCAUCACCUUUGCCAACCAAGAAGACUACAUCUCCUUCCGGCACCACGUCUACAAGAAGACUGAUCACCGGAACGUAGAGCUCACAGAGGUUGGGCCAAGGUUUGAGAUGAAAUUAUAUAUGAUCAAACUGGGAACUUUGGAGCAGGAGAGCACAGCAGAUGUGGAGUGGCGCUGGCACCCAUACACUCGCACAGCCAAGAAGCGGAAAUUCCUCAGCGUGGAGUAGCACUGCCUGGAGCCUGGGGCCUUUGUGAACUGGAGACUUCAGAUUCACCCCAUAAACCUGUGCUUUCUGCCUCUUGUAGGGCUGAAAAUCCCCUUGGCCCAUGCAGACAAAGGACACAAAACCCCCCCCCCCCAACUAUGCCAAGCAUUCAUAGAUUUCAUAGAAUCUUUGAGCUGGAAGGGACCCAACUCUCUGCUAUGCAGGAAUCUCUGUGACAGAUAGAGCAUUCUACCUGGGUUUUUUUGUUUUUGUUUUGUACCGGGGGGCAUCUUGGAUGCCUGCUCUCUCUCUCUCCUGCUCUGCAUCCCUGUUCAGUUGUGGUUUGGCGCACAACAUACUGGGCUACAUAUUACCGUGAGCCCUGUCCUUCCUUCCUUCCCUCCAAAAACAGCACCAGGGGAAUGGAUAACAAGGGCAGCCGUGGUCGCCAAGAGAAGGCCCACUUUGACGACUAUUCAGCAGUCCUAGAAUGAGUGAAGAUGGAAUCGCUCCUGGUUGCUGUUAAGGAGCAGGCAGGAUAGAAAACAGGGCCUUGUCAAACCUAGUGCCUCCCAGAUGUUGCUGGACUACAAUUCUCAUGAUUUCUGGCGGUGGGCUGAGCCAGUUGUCCAAAACAUCUGGAUAACACCAGGUUGGGGAGGCCUGAUGGAACAAAUGGAAUUCUUUUUCUUUCUCUCUCAUUGCAGUAAGUCAACUUGGCGCAGCUAUACUUCCUGGAAAUGGGAAAAGGGCUAGUAGAAGUGGGUUUCGAGGGGCCCCCAAAUGCUUUCCCUGCCCCUUUGUUUUGCUCUACUUUUGUGAGAUGUACAGUGGUACCUCGCAAGACGAAUGCCCUGCAAGACAAAUUUUUCACAAGACGAAUGCGAUCUGAUGGUGACUCGCAAGACAGAUUCGUUUUGUGAAAAAUUCAUCUUGCGAAUCACGGUUUCCCAUAGGAAUGCAUUGAAAUUUAAUUAAUGCAUUCCUAUGGGCAAAAAAAAAAGAAAUUUCGAUGCAUUCCUAUGGGAAACCGUGAUUCGCAAGACGAUUU
Zootoca vivipara (common lizard) is the source of this 1963-nucleotide messenger RNA. Lineage: Eukaryota; Metazoa; Chordata; Lepidosauria; Squamata; Lacertidae. The record is from RefSeq and is a predicted model, not a curated record.